This is a messenger RNA of Bipolaris victoriae FI3, 933 nucleotides long. RefSeq lists its product as hypothetical. Bases 1 to 933 code for a protein of 310 amino acids. The record is from RefSeq and is a predicted model, not a curated record. Lineage: Eukaryota; Fungi; Ascomycota; Dothideomycetes; Pleosporales; Pleosporaceae. The transcript has a single exon.
AUGUUUUUCAACCAGAAAAAGGUUUUCAAUCCUGAUGAGCAGAUACCUGACCUAUCGGGGAAAGUUGUUCUCGUUACUGGAGGAAACAAUGGCCUAGGGAAAGAAACUGUAACUCAGCUUGCAAAACACAACCCAGCUAGAAUCUACCUCGGAGCUCGAAAUCAAGAAAAAGCACAGGCCGCCAUCGCCGAUGUCAAGAAAGAGAUACCCGAGGCAAACAUCAUCUUUCUUGAGAUAGAUCUUUCAUCUUUUUCCUCCAUAGCUAGAGCUGUGCGAGUGUUUUUGUCAGAGGGGGAUCGGCUCGACAUCCUUGUCAACAACGCCGGUAUCUUUGCGUGCCCACCGGGUCUUACGGAAGAUGGCUACGAGAUCCAAUUCGUCACCAACUAUAUGGGCCCAGUCCUCCUUACAAGAUUGCUUUUGCCCUGUUUGGAGAAAACAGCUGCAGUUUCAGGCAACGACGUGCGCGUUGUCUUUGUGAGUUCAGCGUUGCACACCCUUGCGCCUAAAGAGGGCCUGGUUCUCUCCGAGGUCAAAACUACACUUGAAAGGAUCAACACGAUGGCUCGCUAUGGCCAAUCGAAGCUUGCUGAGAUGUAUUUCGCUCGAAGCCUGGCCAAAAUCAACCCUGUGAUCACAACAAUCGCAGUCCACCCAGGGGUUGUUCGCACAGGCAUUAUGGACGGCCCAAUGUCAAAUCCCAUCAUGAAGUGGUUUUUGCGGCUUGUAGGAAACGCAACAUCUGUCGAUAUCCCAACAGGGACGCUGAAUCAAUUGUGGGCAUGCACGGUACCACGUGAAACAAUUACAAACGGUGGGAUGUACUACCCAGUUGGCAAAGAAUUCAAGGGGAGGAAGGAUGCACGAGACGAAGAUUUAACUAAAGAAUUAUGGUCAUGGACAGAGUCCGAACUGAGAGGAAUAGGGCUAUAA